Fusarium odoratissimum NRRL 54006 is the source of this 1736-nucleotide messenger RNA. RefSeq lists its product as uncharacterized. The coding region runs from base 70 to 894 and encodes 274 amino acids. NCBI's taxonomy places the organism in Eukaryota, Fungi, Ascomycota, Sordariomycetes, Hypocreales, Nectriaceae. Gene Ontology annotation, cellular component: cytosol; cytoplasm; membrane. The record is from RefSeq and is a predicted model, not a curated record. Gene Ontology annotation, molecular function: ceramide 1-phosphate transfer activity; ceramide 1-phosphate binding. The transcript has 4 exons. Gene Ontology annotation, biological process: intermembrane lipid transfer; ceramide transport.
UGGCUGGUUCUGAUAUCUAAUGUUUCAGCUGCAUGCACCAGCUUUAUCUUAUCUAUCUACACUGUACGAAUGCCCCUCCUUCACCGUCUCGAGCCCCUCACUAGGUCCCCUGAGCUAGACCCCUCCUGUAUUGCUCCCUGUCUAAACCUACCCGCAAAGGGACAGCUCAGCUUGACCGCUUCAACGUUCAACGACACCUCAUCAUUUUUAACUUUCCUCCUCCCGUCAAACACUUUCUCAUUCUCUUCUUCAUUCACUUCUCCAUCAUCAAUCAUCAUGUCUGCUGUCUAUCCUCCCGGUGGUACCAUCGUCCAGUCGCUCAAGCGAACCUUCGCCGACGUUCCUGUCGAUGAGGCCAACGGCAAUGCUGUCUCUACCGUUGAGUUCCUUGAGGCUUCUGAGUCUCUGACCACUAUCUUCGAUGCCAUUGGCGGUGUUGCUUUCGGCCCCGUCAAGAAGGAUAUCCUUGGCAACGUCGAGAAGCUCCGUGCUCGCCACGCCGCUGCUCCCGCCGAGUCCGCGACCGUCCAGGACCUUGUCCGUAACGAGCUCAAGACUGGCAAGCACACUGCCACCGAGGGCUGCCUCUGGCUCAUCCGUGGUCUUGACUUCACCAAGCAGGGCCUCGAGCACAACGUCCAAAACCCCUCCGUCGAGCUCUCCGACUCCUUCCGCGACGCAUACGGCAACACUCUGAAGCCCCACCACAGCUUCAUGGUCAAGCCCAUCUUCAGCGCUGCCAUGUCCGCUGUUCCCUACCGAAAGGACUUCUACGCCAAGCUUGGUGACAACCCUGAGAAGGUCCAGGCCGAUCUCGAGGCUUAUCUCGCUUCCUUCUCCAAGGUCGUUGCCAUCCUCAAGGAGUUCAUCAACAGCAAGGAGGCCAAGUGGUAAACAAAUUCAUGAUAUAUGAGAAAUGUUAGCAUAUCAGCCUGCGACUUGGGCAGAGCUGGUGACGAUAUGUCACGUGUUGGAGAAAACGGCUUGAUUGAUGAGAAUGCUUUUAGCAUCGAGAAGCUAUCCUACAGAAUAUGUCUGGCAGAUUGCGAUAGUAAUAACUGCAGUCUCAGAUUACAAUAACGAAAACGAAUAUACAUGCAUGACCACACAUUUGAUAUCUUCCUGUUGUUGUUCUGAUGAUGCUUACCCUGGACCUACAGCGUGGGCUUCGGCCAACUCAUGAGUGCGAAACAUACAGUCAAAUUAGCAAGGUUAGUAUAAAGUUUCGACUGGCUUGAACAUUCCAUAAAGUCCGAUUUAAUACUCAGUCACACUUGAGUAUUGAAUCAUGAACCCCGUGGCAGUGACAUAUUCUCUCAACGGUCAACACUUCACCUCAAACAUGACUCGUUCCAAAGACUUGGCAUUGAGCAAACAUAACUUCAUGCUUUAUCGUCAAGCCACAUCAAAUUCUCAAAACCGCCACAGAUCAUCACGAAAUGGCUGACACUUUGUGUCAUGACGACCAAGAGAUCGCCAUGAUCACAUACCAGUUCGCCUGAGCCACAUCGGCACUUCGGAGCCGAGCACACCACCCAACGGCCGAACACUAUGUCUGUUUGACGGCAUGGGAAAGUCAUAAAAGCCGAUCUUGGGGUCUAGUAAAGUGUGGCGACGGGCGUUUAAGAAUUUGAAGCUUAUGAUGAUGGCGCUGAGUGAGACGGCGGUGGAUGCUGCUUAUUCUGGCUAGUUAGUUACUUGAUGACAAUUUUUUUAAUCUUGGCAUUCUGAUUGAA